AUGAAAAUAUGUGGUGAUGCAGCGCAUAAGAUUAGAGAGUCUAUUAAGUAUCUGAGAAAAUCUGAAAGUCGAAUGGCUAAGUUUAAAGAAUGUUUUGAAGAUAUUGAGGGACUUGAGUAUACGACUGCAUUAUGUUUAGAUGUUCCUACUAGGUGGAAUUCACUUUAUGCAAUGCUUUCAAGUGCUAUUUCAUAUAAGAAAGCUUUUGAAAUGUAUAAAUUAAAAGAAGCUGGAUUUAGGGAGUAUUGUCUUUCAUCAGAUGAGUGGAGAAGAACUGAAAAGAUACGUGAUUUCUUGUUACCAUUUUACGAAACUACCAAGUUGAUGUCUGGAACUUCUUACCCAACAUCCAACUUGUAUUUUUUACAAGUUUGGCAAAUCCAGCUUAUUUUAAUGAAUAGUUUGAAGAAUGAUGAAGUGCUUAUAAGGAACAUGGGAGAAAAAAUGAUGAUUAAGUUCAAGAAAUAUUGGGAGAAAUACAAUGUUGUUCUUGCAUUUGGGGCAGUUCUUGAUCCUAGAUUUAAACUCAACACUUUGGUUCAUUGCUAUAAUGAGAUUGGUCCUAUUAGUGCUAAAGACAAAGUGGAGCUUGUGAAGAGUAAGUUAUACAAGCUCUUUGAGGUUUAUGACCACAAUUCCUCUACAACUGUAGAGAGUUCUUCCCAACUUUCAAGUAAUUUUUCUCAAGCAACAUCUUCUGCAAUUGGAACUCAGCUUAUUAAAAUUGUUGGUGAUUUGAUGUCUCGUAAUCAAGAAGUUGAAGUGAAAAGUGGAAAGAACCAACUUGAUAUUUAUUUGACUGAGGCAACAUUAUUUUGCAAUGAUGCAAUCAUUGAUGUUUUGCAAUGGUGGAAAGACAACCAUCAUCGUUUUCCAACACUAUCACUAAUGGCACGAGAUUUGUUGAGCAUUCCUAUUACUACCGUGGCUUCAGAAUCUGCAUUUAGCAUGGGUUCUCAUGUUUUGAAUAAGUAUAGAAGUCAUUUGUUGCCAGAUAAUGUUAAAGCGGUGAUUUGCACCAGAAAUUGGAUACGUGGAUAUGAUGAUUUUGAGGAAGAUAAAGAUGAGGAAGAUAUUGCAAAAGGAGAAGGCUGUUCUUCAAGAGUUGGUUCCAAUGAUGUUAUUGACUUACAUGAAGAUAAAGAUGAAAAUUAA
Molecule: messenger RNA, 1155 nt
Organism: Arachis duranensis
Lineage: Eukaryota; Viridiplantae; Streptophyta; Magnoliopsida; Fabales; Fabaceae
Product: zinc finger BED domain-containing protein RICESLEEPER 2-like
Exons: 3
Coding region: 1-1155 (384 amino acids)
Molecular function (GO): DNA binding; protein dimerization activity
Source: RefSeq, a predicted model, not a curated record